Messenger RNA from Drosophila serrata, 4687 nucleotides. RefSeq names its product interactor of little elongation complex ELL subunit 1 (gene Ice1). Lineage: Eukaryota; Metazoa; Arthropoda; Insecta; Diptera; Drosophilidae. The record is from RefSeq and is a predicted model, not a curated record.
GCGGCGGUCACAUCUCUAACGGAAAUGUUUUGGUGACCGGCUGCAGAAAAACGCGGAUUAUUGUUUUAGUUUUCUGUUUUGCUUGUGAAAUCAGUUAACCCACCGCCACAAACUUUAAAACUCCAGCUGCAAUCGCAGUCUAUAAAGAGAAAUGCAUUCACCUUUGCCUUUCCACACGGUGUAACCCCGGUGCGACGCGCAAUAUCGCGACCACGUGAAAUACCGCAGCCAUGGAUCUGUCUGAGUUUCCAGACAUCGAUAUUGACCACCUUUUGGACGCCACGACUGCGCUGGAAGAUAGCUUCCUGACGCCCUACAAGCAAGUUUCGAUACCCAAGGUUAACACGCGGAUCAGGGAGAAGCGCAUUCGGCUGGCCGAACGGAUUACCCAGGGCGACGAAUUGAUCCGGCAGGUCAAGCAGCUUCAGGUGCAAAACAAGCAGCUGGCUGACCUGCAGCGUACCGCCCAGGAGGUAACGGAUCUGUACCAGAAGGAAAAACAGCAGCGCCUCGAGCUCCAGAAGCAAUCCCAACAGCUCGGCGAGCGGUUCGCGGAACUUGAGAAGGAGUUUGAUGCCCAGGUCAUACAAUGCGAGAAUCUGCAAGAGAACCUGGAGACUCGGGCUCUGCCAGUGGAUGCCAAAGAAGUGUUGGGAAUCCUCCUACAGCUGGAACAGCGGUUGGGCGACGAUGCCGGUUUGGUGCGCCGUGACCAGAACAUUGUGAAAAAGCUGAAGGACUACUGCAAGACGGUCAACAUAAGCAUACCCACGCCAAAGAGUCCCAGUCCGCGGAACAAACGGCGAAGCCAAGCUUCGCAAACUGACACGGAGCCUGUUCCGGAGAAACCAACUCUGUGCUCUGUGGCCGUGCAGGUGGAGAAUCUUAAACAGACCCGCGACCAGGGAACGCAGCACAAAAACACCACCACCACCAGGGGUACCACGACGGCCUCGUUCAUUAAAAAGCACGAUGUGGGCACCAGCUUCCCUGAACCAAAGCCCCUCCCCAAUGUGCGGCAGAUCCUUGACGAAAUGCUGUCCUGGCGAGAUGAACCACUGAGACCGCUGAGUCCCCUGUGUGAUUUGCUCCCCGAAAUGGAGAAUAUUCCCGCCACCGUCAGUGUGGCCACCUGCACCACUCUAUGUAACAUACACCGGGAGAUUGACUUCAUGUCGGAGUUGCCGCCGCAAAUCAAGGUGUCCGCUUCCCGGCCGCCCUCGCGAACCAUGUUGGAUAACGUGAAGGAGGAGGCCCGGUCGUCCAGGGAGCUCGCCAAGGAGCUGCUAAACUUUCUACCUCAAAACCAAACCUGCCUGGCCAAUCUGCCGCCACAGGCCUUCGAGGAGCUGUGGCAGGUAUUUGGUCAAAUGGUGCUGGGACUUCUGCAGCGGCGCUCCACUCCGCCCACUGUAAGUCAGGCGGACUUCACUAACUGGCUGUACGAGCUCUAUGAGGGCACGCAGGGUCAGCCAGUGCAGACCGCCAGCAAGGACGCCAGCCAAAAAGAUUUCUCAGGCAGCACGGAGUGUAUGGACGUUGGGACAGAUCCCAUCAUUGCAUCGCCGAACAUCAGUCACGGCGGAGACGUCACUCCCAUACGCCUUCCAGCGAAACCUAGAGAACGGAGGCACAAGUCCAAGAAGCGCAAAGCAGCUGCUUCCACUAAAAAACCCAUUGCCAAAAGAACGUGCCAGGAAAUGGAGCCUGCAGAGGAUAACUCAGAGAGCACACAGAAAUCUAAGAGUUUAGAACAAGAACAAGAGCCAGAAACGGCGAUCCAAUUCUUAAGCAACUUGAAUACUUUUAACAUGGCCAACUGUGAUAAUCUCGACAUGGAAUUGGAUGAGGAGGAAAUGUACUUGCUUCAGUUGACUUCCAAGCCAACAGUUCAGGAAGAACAGGAGCAAGCCCAAGAGGCGGAGUGCGUAAGCCAAUUCCUACCCUUGCCUGAAGACCAAGAGAGUCAGUCGUCUUUAAAAGAUGACAUAGAACUGGAGCACACCGAAAAUGCUGAAAACCCAGAGAUCCCUGAUGGGAUUACCUGCAAGGAAAAAGAUUCGGAAAACCGUUCAACCCUACCAGAUUUAUUUCAAGAAAAGGCGAGGGAAACUGAAAACAUUACUUACUUACCAGAUUUAUGUCCAGAUGAAGUACAUCCUUCAGCGGCACCACUCAACAGUGCUGGUAUGCAGCUGGAUCAGAAUGAGGAAAAGGCGAACAUAACCAACUUAAUAGAUGCACCGCCAACUGUUACGGAUACGACUUUUAAUGACAGUGAUUCCGGCAAAGAAAGCAAUCUAAGUGAAAAGCAGUUGGCCAUUGAAGAGAUUGAUUCUUUUAAAGAGCUUCUAGUCGAGCCUGCUUCUACAGGAACAACUCUAAAGGAAGCCGAUCAUUAUUUAUACUCCAGCGAUUCCGAUUCCGAGGACAACACCAUACAGAGCGUAAAAGGAACAACAUUAAAUAUAAGUACCCCUGCAAGUCCAUUAAAAGCAAAGUGGAUAAUAUGUCCUACCUUUUUGGCAGUGACUCUGAUUUGGAAUCCGAAGCAAGCGAAGACCAGCUAUCUAAAGAAGACAUUGAGGUGGAGCCAAUUGAAACGGAGAAAGAGGCAACCUCAAGUGAUGCUGAAUCCUGUACCCAAAAGCUCCUUAAGAAAGAAACCAAACGAAGUCUCAAAGAAUCGGGAAGAGUGUAACACAAGUGGAUCCGUUUCCAGCGAAUUAAAUACAGUAGACUCUGAGGAAGACCUAAACGAAAGUGAGUCGGAAACUAGUAAUCAACAGGAGGAAACCAAAUCGAGUUCCAUUGCGUCAGAAUGUGAGAUCUACGACAAUGAAGCAGGAUCCUGCAGAAAGCUGUUGUGUAAAGAAACUGAAUUGGAAUCAACGGAUUUAGUUCCUAGUCUCCCUAACCUCAUUGAGGAUUCCACCUCAGAUUUGGAAAAUAAUGUGAAGCUGAUUCACACUCAACUAACGAGUCCCACCCUGAGCUCCAGUGACGAUUCCGAAGACGAUAGCAAGCUGAUCAUUGAUGUCGAAAUGCCUCCCAGCAUAGUGCUGCCUUUAGCAAGCCCCAAGCGAAGUAGAACUGUAUCCGAGUUCAGGAGUCCAACCCCAACCCAAGGCGAAGGUCGGCUAACUCGCCAGAGAGCCAAACAACUGUUACUAGAACAACACCCCAGCACAGAGAACGCAAAACCGCUUAUAGAGGAAAUCAGACGGCAGUUGAAGCAAGCGCAAAACAAAUCAGAGAUCUGUAAUCCUGCUCCUGUUACGUCUGCGGAGCAGUAUAGGAAAAACCCUGAAGACUUGCAACCUGAUCAAAGUUAUAAAUGCAAUGAAGAGUCGCCAGCGUCUCCCCGUCCCGAGCCCAUGGAGGAGUUGGUCGAUUCCUAUACAGAAAUCCCGCUGGAACAAGCUGAUGACAUGCAAUACGAUGGCCAACCAAAGUCGAUUAUCCAGCAUGUAAUUGAUCACUACAAAGCCGAUCCGAAGCUCAACCAACUGCGAAGGAAAACGCUAGGAAAGUCACAGCAAAGACUUUGCGCUUCCAUAGGUAAAUACCUAGAGGAGAGCUUGGCACUAGAAAGCUUGUCCCUGGAGGUCUACAAGCUAACCAAGGAGGAGGCUGUGAUCGUUAACGCCAUGGUAGUUGUAGUCACCAAGAUCGGCCUCGAAGGAAAAAAUCUCGAGCGCCUGCUCAGUGCCCUAAAUUACUUUGGUUUCACGCAGAGAUUUCUGGCUGAACUGGAGGAGCGCCUGUUUCGGAACACCAAGGAACGACCGCCCACUGAAUUGGCUAUGAAGUACGUAAAGCUCUACUUAGCGGCGGUGUCUCACCAGGCGAGUGUUACACAAGAAUACGCGAAUCCGGCGAGGCUGCUACUGGCCAAGCUGCUCUAUCACUACGAACAGGAUAUGCCGCGGACGGUAUUGGCGGUCCUCCGCCACUUUCCAACCGUGCUACCCCAUCGCGAGGAGCGGCAGUACGAUCACUCGGACCCCCUGAUCACAGUGUUGAAGCAUUUGCUAAUGAGCCGGACGUACGACAUGCAGGAUCCGGAAGGCGCCGAACGAUUGCUGCUCUCCAAGCUGCGCUUUGAGUACCACUACCAGCCUUUUGAACCGAACAAAGAGCAGGUACUGGAGAACCUGGUGGAGAAGCUAAAGGCGGGCCGCAGCCUGGACCAGCUUGGCUACGCCUUUGCCCUCUUCUGCCGGCGCAGUCCGCAGAUCAAAGCCGUAGACUUAGUGGUCACGGAGCACCUAAUGCCGCUCGCCACCAGCUACUGUGAUCUGGCCGCUGCCCAGGAUGAGUCCUACGAUGACCGCCUCGUGGUUGUGCUGCAGUGCAUCUCGAUGGUUCUAAAGCCACUACCUCUUGAAACGGAUAUCUCCGCCUUUGUGGGACUCGUCAAGCGGUUGAUCGUGGCCGUGCCACGUCCCGGUGUCCAGCAGGCAGCUGUACAGGCCUGCUUGCGUCUGCAACGCUUCGGGUUCCAGACGAUACGAGAUGCCCUGCAAAACUACAGGCCCAACUAUCCGUUGGAUCCGCUCACGCGGAGCAUGCUGCGUUGCUUUGCGGAGCGGCGGAAGCGAUACCACAUCAUAGCGCCCAAAGGAAAGGCCGCCAGAACGUAGGCGCUGUUCCCUUGUAUAAUUUUCAACUAUUUAUUUAUGAA